Messenger RNA from Porites lobata, 642 nucleotides. NCBI's taxonomy places the organism in Eukaryota, Metazoa, Cnidaria, Anthozoa, Scleractinia, Poritidae. The record is from the annotation of a GenBank genome assembly.
AUGACUAAAUUAAGUAAGGUUAAGGUGGGAGGGAAACACUAUAAUAUUGAAUACUUCUUGGGUGCGGAUUGGAAGUUUUUAGCAUGUGUAUGUGGGUUAGGGGCAGCUAACCAGGAUCAUGCACGUAUUUGUUCCAAAUGCCCUCGCAAUCAGAGGCCUGACAUCCAAACAGUAUGGUCCCUUAGCAAUAGUGACCAGGGUGCUAGAUCACUGGAGGAAAUUGCCAACUUUGCUACUUCAAAACAGCUCAACUGCAAAGCAACUCCUUUAUUUAGCUUCACACCACUUGAUCAUGUAAUUAUUGAUACUUUACACUUAUUUCUUCGCCUAUCUGAUAACUUGACUGAACUUUUAAUUAGAGAAUUGAGGAGAAAGGAUGCAUGUGACAAGGCAACAUUUCCACAUGGGUUUUCCCAAAAGAAGUUUAAGCAUAUGGCCGGGUAUGAAGCAUUCCUGACGAACCGUGGCAUUUCUUUUGAGUGGAGGAUCAACAAAGAUACAAAAAAGCUGGACUAAGAGAUUGAACUGGUCCAGCAAAAACUCACUGUAAUGCAAAACAUUGACUUCCCUUCCCUUUUGCCAGGUGACCAGAAUAUAGAAAAACUGCAGCAGCUAUGGAGUGAGUUUAUGGAAAUCAUUUAA